Pocillopora meandrina is the source of this 5220-nucleotide messenger RNA. The record is from the annotation of a GenBank genome assembly. Lineage: Eukaryota; Metazoa; Cnidaria; Anthozoa; Scleractinia; Pocilloporidae.
AUGGACGUGAAUAAGGAAAAUGGAGUAGCAGAAAGCUCGCCUAAAAUUUAUUUGGACUACAAUGCCACAACUCCUCUGGAACCAUCUGUCCUAACAGCAAUCCAUGAUGCUUUGCGAGAUGCUUGGGGAAAUCCUAGUAGCUCUUAUGCAGCAGGAAAGAAAGCAGGUCACGUGAUCAAAGAAGCUCGGCUUUCAGUGGCCAACAUGAUUGGUGCAUUAGAGGGUGACAUCAUUUUCACAUCAGGUGGUACUGAGGCCAACAACAUGGUGAUCCAUUCAGCACUGGAACACUUCUAUGAAUUUCAUAGAGAAAGGGAAAACCAUAUUUCUGAUAUGAAACCCCAUGUGAUAACUUCAAAUCUUGAACAUGAUUCGAUCCAACUCCCUCUCUUGCAUCUUGCAGAGCAAGGCAAGAUAGAACUGACCUUUGUCCCAGCCUCUCAAGACUCUGGAGCAGUGACAACAGAGGCAAUAUUAAAUAAAGUUAGACCAAGCACCUGUUUGGUGACUGUCAUGAUGGCAAAUAAUGAAACAGGGGUGAUUCAGGUAACAUGAUCAAUCCUAUUUAAAAUCUUUCUGUUAUUUGAAGACCCAGAUAAAGGAACUCAGUAUAAGAAGCCUCAUAGCCAGAAGAUUACAACAAUCAAGAAAAAUCUUUUUCCACUGCAGCCUAAAGGUUUUUAUAGCCAUGAAAAAUGGUAAACAUAUGAUUACUUAAUUGACCACAAUUUCAAUGGGGCUCUUCAGGGGUAAGGUGAAAAAUUACUUAAAACAAGUAUUUCUUGAAAGAGAAAGGGGAAUCCUUGAAUCAUUUGCUCAAGGAAUGGCAAGGGAACUAUUUAUUGCUCAGGUGAUUAUUGUAGUAUUUCUUCUAACCUUUUCAUUCAUCAAAGAACAUGGACACAGAGUUGGGUGCACACAUCACUAGAUCAACCUUGAAACUCCAUAUUAAAGAGAGAAAAAAUUGAAUGAUAUGGGAUAUACUGUAGCGGUUGUGUCCACAUUCAUUGACCAGAAAGUUUUAAACAGGCUGGAAAUGUUCAGCAAGAAGCUAAUAAAGCCCUUGCUAUAGUCACCUCUCACAAGCUAAUUAUAGCAAGAUACAGAACAAUCCUUGUUUAGCCAGAUUGCAAGAAUCUAUGUAAUCGCUUGAGCAAAUAUAUCACUAAAACCAGAUGUUCUAUAAUUAACAUGAACUGGGUUAAUGACCACAGACCACAAGUCCAUAACUCCAAAAACUCAGCCGUAUUCCCUUCAGAGAUAUUUCAAACAAUUCAGGACAUGUACAAGUUUCACCAGAGAAAGAGAUAAGUCUAAUUAACAGCAGCCAAAUGGCUCAUGAACUACAUUGCUCACAUUCGUAACUAUACAAUGAUCAAGGUUUUUUUCAUUGUUGAAAAUUGUGGUACAAACAUUAGCAUUGAGAAGCAUAAGAAUCAGAAGUUUUUUGAUUUGGGGUAGUUUAAGGUGGAUAACAUCUGUAACAAAGCUAAAAGGUUACACUCUGUUCAUCAUAUAUGAAGCUUUUCUUUCCUUAACCAUUUGAUCCCAAAGAGUGACUAGCUUCUAAUUUCUCUCUUCAAUAUCAUCCUUGAAUCACAAAGUAAGGUCAUGAGAAUAAAGGAAAUGAUCACCAACUGAAGAAGUUCUUAAUUGUUAAGGGUGGGUGGGAGUAGGAGUGGUUCUUUUGAGCAGGAACUAGCAAGGAUCUUUUGUAAGUAAUUGAGCAAUAAUUGUAUCUGAUUAAGGAAUGACAUCUUAUUUUUCAGCCAAUUGAAAACAUUUCCAAGGCUAUUAGGGGGUUAAUGAAGAGUCGUCUGUCUCAGGAAAUGCCCAGGAUUCUUGUCCAUACUGAUGCUGCACAAGCCAUUGGCAAAAUUAAAGUGGAUGUGAAUGACUUGGAAGUAGACUACCUCACAGUUGUGGGACACAAGUUCUAUGGACCUCGAAUUGGUACGAAAUUAGAAUUGAUGGGGUGUGUAGACUUAAGCCUUUAAGUGACUUGUGAUGCACUAUAAGAUUCUCCUUGUGCUCCACAAGGCAAUAUGAGAAAAUUUUGAAGGAGAACCUAGCAGUCUAUCAGAGUCACAUAGGGCUUUUCAUGCAUUGCUUCAAGUGGGAUCAUACAGCUGUUUUAGGAAAGAUUAUUUGAAAAAAGCAAAAAUGUGCAUGCAUCAACUUUGAAAGGUAAUCUGGGUAUCUGGUAAUCAGAGAAUUUUAAUAAGUUAAAUAUAUAAAUGAAUUAAUUAAAUCCAGGAUUCUUUGUCCUCAUGGUGAAAAUUUCUCAGAUUUACUUGAAAAUCAAAGAACUGUGACCCAAAAAAACUACCCAAAAUACCUUUCGGGGUUAUUACAUGCAAUUUUUCACAUUUUUUUUUCAACAAGCUUUCUCAAAACAGCUUUAUACCAGUUAGUAUAUUAAUUUUUUGUGAUGAAAUUUAAAUAAAUUCAAUAUUACUUAGCCACUUUCAUAGGCAUUGUUUAGUCUUGUCACACUACAUGCUUCCUCCCUUAACAAUGGGGAGGGAGCAUAUAACAAGAUCAAACAACAGCUGCCAGUGGUGUUGGACAUUACUAUAAAGCUGAAAACUUCCUAUUUUUUUUACCUGAAAAUUUCAGUUGAUAUUCUCUAUCCUCCACCUGGUGACUUUUGUAAAAUGUAAUUUCUAUCAAAUUUUUUGGGGGAUAAUAACUUAUCAUUUUAGAUGAGUAAUGUCCCUCUCUUUCUCUAGGGCAUUGAAACAGUAAAGCCUACAUGUAAUUCACUAAGGUCUAUAUGUUAUAUUUAAGUUGCACUUAAUUGUGAAGAAAAAUUCACUGAGAAAACCUGUUGGCAGACAGUCAGCCAACAGUUGGCAGACUCUUAGGUGAUAGUCACUAAUCUGUCAGUGAUCUGUACAGCCAUACUUUUGUCUUAGAUGUUAAUCCUCAUGUAACCUCCCAGUGGCCUGUUAAUUAUCUGUCAGCCCACAGGUUUUUCUAGGGAGCUGUUCUCCACAAUUACCAAGUUGCACAUUCCUUAUCUGAAAAAAUAGCCUCACGUAGCAAAAUUAAUAACCAGCUAUUUUUUCUAACCAGGAGCCCUGUAUGUUAGAAAUCCAACAAGAGACACCCCUAUACACCCCAUGUUUUUCGGUGGAGGACAAGAAAGGAAUUUUAGACCAGGAACAGAAAACACUGGCAUGAUUGCUGGAUUAGGGCAAGCCUCCCAGCUGGUGGUGGAAAACCUGGACCAGUACCACAAAAACAUGAAAUUGGUUGGUAAUUGUGUGAAGUGUAUUUUAGAACUACAUUAAUCCAAAAACAUCAAGGCCACUGAAACCUUUUGAUAUUCACAGGGUGGUCACUUAACUCUUUAACUCCCAAAAGUGAUUAAUGCACAACUUCUCCCUCUAAUAUCCAUACAUUAUCCAGCAAACAGGUAAUGAGAAUACUCAAACUCAUUAGGUAGGAGUUCUUUUCUUGAUCAAACACCAAAUUCCUAUAACCCAUUUUCAAGGAAAUGUGUAGCAAAUAAAAGGGGAGAAUUAUCAAUUAGAUCUUAGGGCUCUUACUCAGUGUAGAAGACACAGUUGACAGAAAACAAUGGGAACAAAGCGGCAAAAGAACAAGUAAAACAUUGAUAACAAUAGUUUAAUAGGGUGGUGUUCUUUUGUGAUAUGUCCUAUGUCUUCUACACCAAGAAGGAGCCAUUUAAAGGGCUAACCAAAUAAUGAAUAACUGUAGUGUGGUUUGUUUUACUGUAGUCCAUAGGCAUCCAAUCUAUACAGCCAUAUGGAUUUUUUCAACAGUGAAGCUUUCACCCAUACUUAACACCUUUUAAAAAUAGAGAGAAAUCUCUUUUCAUGGGUGGGAGUGAAUGGUGCCAGUUGAAAGUGCCUUCAAAGAGUUGAGUUUAAAGUGACUUUCACAGCCAUGAGAGACAAGUAAAACCUGCUUCACAUAGCAAUUUUGAUUUUGUGCCAUCCCCCGUUUGGAUUUCCCUUUGGCCUGGCUUGUGUGCAUUUAUGAAAUAAAGUUUACAAGAAUUCCUCCCUUUAUCCUUUUGUUUCAGAUAAGAGACUAUCUUGAGGUCAGACUGAAGGAGAUCUUUCAAGACAAAAUUCAGGUCAAUGGGAAAUUUGAGACAAGUGAGCGAAUACCCAACACAUGCAAUGUAUCAUUUAUUGGUAUAGGACUGGAAGGAAGAAAAAUCUUGGCCACUGUUAAAAGACUGCAGGCAAGUGUUGGUGCUGCAUGUCACUCAGAUGUAGUUUCACGACCAUCUCCAAUCUUAAUUGCCAUUGGAGUCCCUCAUGACAUUGCAAUGAAUGCUCUGCGACUAAGUGUAGGACGAGACACAACCAAGGAAGAUAUUGAUGUUGUGGUGGAAGAUCUAAAGGUUGCCAUUGAGGGUCUAAGGCACAAAUAGAUCAUUAAAAAUUACCUGUGUCAUUUAAAAACUCUGUCCUGAAAAUGACUUUUGAUAUCCUCAAAUGGCUGUUGGCUGUGUGCCACUAUCACUUUGACAUAUAGAUUCCAUUUUACUGUCCAUCUGCUCUAUGAUAAAUCUCAGAAGGGGUUGAGAUAUGGAAGAAACAAAAUGUGGCACCCGAGGCGCAGCUGAGUGUGUCACUUAUGUGUGUCGCUAAUUAUUUGACUACUACUAAGUAAUUGGUGAGACUCAUUGUUCAAGUCUAAAGCCACCUUAGCAUUUAUUUUGGCAACUCUGUUUUAAAAUUUGUUACGAAAUCGGUUACUAAAUUUUCAAGAAAAACUUAUUGCUUUCAAGCAGGUUCAAAACUGACUUGCGCAUCUAAAAGGUCACCUUAAAUAACUUUUAAAUACUCAGAAAACAUUUGGUAACAAAAUCAACAAGUUGUACAUUCUUAAGAAAUCAAUCCAAUACCUGAACUUAGAAAUAGCUGAAAACGAUAACUGAUAUAAGUAUACAGAUAUACAUGCUAUCUUUGAAGGAGUAUUUUGAAAUCCCCACACAAUUUCCUAAUCUAACAGCAGUAAGGAAUGGCACUCUUAAAGAAGACUGAAAAAGGUGUCUGUGAAGAUAAUAGGAUAAAAUCAUUCUGUACUCAUGAAAGUUUUUUUUCACCAAAAAGCAAAAUAAUUUUCAUUAAGAAAAGAGAUGCAGGAGAUUGACUCCUUUAAUUCCUAAACUGAUGAUUUAAUUUGAUGUGAGAAAUUAAUGAUUGUAAUAAUUGAUAUAAAAUAUAUAAAAGUGCC